This is a messenger RNA of Colletotrichum truncatum, 1128 nucleotides long. The record is from RefSeq and is a predicted model, not a curated record. NCBI's taxonomy places the organism in Eukaryota, Fungi, Ascomycota, Sordariomycetes, Glomerellales, Glomerellaceae.
AUGGGCGAUUCAUCCGCAAGGCAACCUGCCGUCGAUGCCUCUGCUCCUGGUACAGCAACGCCACAGGCAGCAUCAAACCCCGCGGCGCCCUCCGUUGAAGCAAUUUCAGCCCUAGGAAACGAGCAACUUGAGAUUGAUGACGACGCCACGAGUGAUUUGGCUUCCACGAUCGACGAGCGCAUUUCACAAUAUACUGCAUCUCUAUCUUCAAGCAUUAUCGACUACCCCGUUGAAUAUGGCCGUCGAUACCACGCGUUUCGGCCGGGCAGUUACGCCUUUCCUAACGAUGAGCGUGAGAUGGAUCGCCUCGACAUGGCGCAUGCUUUGAUAGUCAAAACAAUUGGAAGUAGACUUUACCUGGCGCCAAUCCAAAAAGAUGAAGUCCGGAGGAUCCUGGAUAUCGGCACCGGAACGGGAAUCUGUACCUUCGUGGCUAACGCCAUAAUAGGGGCAGUAGAAAUGGGCGACAUCUUCGAGAACGCAGAGGUCAUUGGAAACGACCUGAGUGCCAUUCAGCCUGACUGGGUUCCGCCCAACGUCAAAUUUGAGAUCGAUGAUGUGGAGAGCUCCUGGGUUGGACACCAAAAGUACGACUUCAUCAUGUGCAGAUACAUGGCAGCCUCAAUCAAGGAUUGGCCCAAGCUUGUGAAAAAUAUUUACGACAACUUGAACCCUGGAGGCUGGGCAGAGUUCCAAGACGUAACCAGCGAGUGGUACUCCGAGGAUGGCACACUUAGCGACAAGAGCUUCGCAUGGAACUGGAACAGAACUCUUGGUCAAGCCUGUCGGGAUAUCGGACGUGACCCCAGCCCAGGAGCGAAGCUGGAAGGUUGGGUAAAUGACGCUGGCUUUCAGAACAUUUUUCACCAGAGAUUCAAGACUCCGCUUGGCUUUUGGCCUAAGGAUCCGUAUUAUCGGGAAAUAGGAAUGCUUAACAUAGCUCAACUCUUGGAUGGGCUGGAAGGGUUCACGUUGAAGUUGUCCUGCAACGUUCUUGGGCGAACAAAGGAGGAGACUCUAGUACAAAUUGCCCAAGUGAGAAAGGAGCUGAAGUCUGGUUCUAUGCACAUCAUAUACGAUACUCAUGUUGUCUAUGGGCAGAAGCCUCUGGAAGAGACUGAAGAAUGA